Molecule: messenger RNA, 3373 nt
Organism: Oncorhynchus nerka (sockeye salmon)
Lineage: Eukaryota; Metazoa; Chordata; Actinopteri; Salmoniformes; Salmonidae
Gene: gen1
Product: flap endonuclease GEN homolog 1
Exons: 13
Coding region: 171-3101 (976 amino acids)
Molecular function (GO): four-way junction DNA binding; 5'-flap endonuclease activity
Source: RefSeq, a predicted model, not a curated record
CACUACCGCCGGAAGUAAGGAGGUUGGAUUCGGAAGCGUGUUUGUUUUAGCGGGAAGUGCUGCUAAAUUAAAGAACUAAGUGAUCAACAAAGUGCAUUUCUUGUGAAAUACUGCACAUGUAUCAUUUUUAAAACGUUUUACUUAUAAAAAGGUAAACAACGAUUUGCGCGAUGGGUGUGCACGAUCUGUGGUCCAUUCUGGGGCCGGUUCGGGAGUCGGUGCCGUUGUACAGCCUCACCGGAAAGACCCUGGCCGUGGACCUUAGCCUGUGGGUCUGCGAGGCCCAGCACGUCCAAGCAAUGAUGGGGAAAGUCACCAAACCUCACCUCCGGAAUCUGUUUUUUAGAGUUUCCUCUCUCACACUGAUGGGGGUAAAGCUAGUUUUUGUCAUGGAGGGAGAGGCCCCCAAACUCAAAGCAGAGACCAUGAGCAAGAGGACAGACAUGAGAUUUGGGGGGUUCAACAAGUCAGCCCCUAAAAAACAAACUACAAAGACCACCAACAGGGGUCGCUUCAAUGCUGUGCUGAGAGAGUGUGCAGAGAUGCUGGACUGUCUGGGUGUCCCCUGGGUGACAGCGGCAGGGGAGGCCGAGGCCAUGUGUGCCUUUCUGGAUGCCCAGGGCCUGGUGGACGGCUGCAUCACCAACGAUGGGGACGCUUUUCUCUACGGAGCGCAGACCGUCUACAGAAACUUCAACAUGAACACCAAGGAUCCACAGGUGGAUUGUUACAGGACUUCUAGGGUGGAGACAGAGCUGCAGCUAGCCAGGGAGACACUCGUGGGUCUGGCCAUCCUUCUGGGCUGUGAUUAUAUUCCUAAGGGUAUACCAGGAGUUGGGAAAGAGCAAGCUCUAAAACUCAUACAGACAUUGAAAGGACAAACACUUUUACAAAGAUUCAGCCAGUGGAGGGAGGAGGGCGUGGUUGCGCCAGAGUGGGUCCUAAAGAAGGUCCCUCACUGCCAUUUGUGUCGCUAUCCUGGGUCAGCCAAGGCUCACGAGCGCAGUGGCUGUGUGUUGUGUGACAGCAAGCACUUCUGUGAGCCUCAAGACUAUGACUACCAGUGUCCUUGUCACUGGCACUGCUGUGAGCAGACACGACAGGCCUCUUCAACAGAUGCCAGCAUCAGGAAGAAAACACUGGCAAGUGAUAAAUUCCCUUUUACAGAGAUCAUAAAUGAAUUUCUGGUAGACAAAGACAAGCCUGUCCACAAUUUCAAAUGGAGGAAACCGAACAUGCUAUUAAUGCAGAACUUUGCGUACAAUAAGUUGGAGUGGCCUAAACACUAUACCAGUAAGAAGGUUCUGGUCCUGAUGACGUACACUGAGCUGAUGAACAGAAAACAUGGAAGAGCGACGUUGUCUCUGAUAAAACCUCUACGUAUAUGGAAGCCAAGAGUAAGGAAUGCAAUCGCCAGCUUUGAAAUCAUCUGGAGUAAGCCAGAUCACUAUGUGUUUUCUGAGGACCACCCUGAGGACAGCCAGGACGAGGUGAGGACGGUGGAGGAAGAGGCUCUGUUCCGCCUAGCCUACCCACAUGUGGUGGAGCUGUACCUCAGGGAGAAGGCUGAGAACAAGACCAAGAAGAAGAAACCAAAGGGUAAGAAAGACAAGCCUUCGGAUCACUGUGAUGUUUCUGACCUCCUGGCCAAGAUGUCUUUGCACAGUUCCACUGCUGACAACAACACCCAACACCCCUCUGCCGUGGCAGCAGCACUGACCAUUACAACAAGUAACAACUCAGUGUUGGUCCUGGAGGGUCCAGAGUCAGAGUCUCCAAAAAAGCAUCUGGAUUCUGGUAAAGACCAUCCCCGCUUAGAAGUACGUCUUGGAGCUCAGAUACAGGAAGUGAUGUCACCUCCGUCUUUCACUUCCUCUGGGAAGAUUCCAGAAGCAGCGGCCUCCUCUCCGUCUGUUUCCGUGGUGAUGGAUGCUCUUCACCUGAGUGACAUCGACUGGGAGUCUCAGUCAUUCACGUCCUCCCCGCCCCCGCAGGCUGCUGGCGCUCGCACUGCCACUGACCCCAAGUCACUCCAAACCACAAAUGAUAGUGUUGAAGAAAGGAUCACACAACUGGGCCCCUCUACUGAUCUCAGAGCAGCAGAGGCCGUACCAGGGCCAUGUUAUGCAGAGUGUUCGCUGAGGGACAGGGUCCUAAUGAGAAACGCAUGCAAGUCUGUGAACAUGGCGGACAAUGAUGACAUCACCAUCAUACACGUAAACUCCCAGUCAGCAGCACCCCCUGAUUUAAUUGAUUCUAACAACAGUGGCCCCAAGCCAAUGGCACUGAUACCCAUUAAAAGCAGCAAUGAUUCCAAGCCAUCACAACAGCUGCUGGUGUGUGGCAAGAAAGCCACACUUGUUGAUAAGGACCAGAGCAUUGCAUUGCUCCAUAAGCCUCAACCUGCUCAUCACAUCUCAAAACCUAUCUCAUUGAACGCAACACAAACAGGCCCAGUCACAGCAAAACAAACAGGCCCAGUCACAGCAACACAAACACAAGGGGCUAAACAACAUGGUGCCGGUGAACCAAAGCCUCCACAGAAGUACAGAUUCGUAAAGAAGGCCAUAUCAUCUUCUUCCGCUCUGCCACAAAGGAGCCAUUCUGAACCUAGCGACACACAGCCUGGUCGGGAUGACAGGCACAUGAAGUCACAUCAAGAAACUAAGAAGAGUGUGUGUGCCAGAGCGUGUUCAUCGAGUGAGGACAGUGACACAGAGAACCAGUGUCGGGGAGGAGGGCAGAGCAGGGCCAAAGUCAAACCCAAAAGCAGGCACAGGUGCCAAUACCUCACAGACUAUUCACUGAAACCCACCUCCAAACCCCGCACCUCUACAAAGGCAGCCUGGGACACAGUUACAGCCCAGCCCCUCAGGCCUAGAACUGUGUCUGCCAGUAUGGGUGAACAACCAAUACGAGGCAGCUCUGUGUCUACCAUAGGGAAGUGCCAGGAUGUUCAUCCAAUUAGAGUUGAUGAUGACAUUGUGUUCAUUCCAAGCCCCGUUUCCCCAGUGAUUAUGUCUGAUGGUGAUGACUCAGUGAUUUGUAGCAAGAGCCCACUGCCAUUGGCAGAGAGGGUGAAGCUGAAGUUCCUGAAAUGAGUGAUGUGAUAUACCAGAGGUGUUAGGACAGAAAAAAAGAAAUACUAUUUCCUAAUAUUAUUUAAUAGUAUGCUAUCAAAACUUUAUCUAGUUUGUUCAGUAAGUGUAUUUUUAACCUUUGAUAUUGGCCUUUCCUUUUGUCUUCUAUGUACACAAUUGUAGUUUUCUGCUGCUAUAUCUUUAAUGGACUUACAGUAGGAGAUGGAGAAAUAUUUUACUCAUGCAGUUAGGGAGAGGGCAUUUAAAUUUUUAUAAAACCCUAUACUUUUCAA